AUUAAAAUUAAUUGAAACAAAUUUAGAGUGUUUAUAAAUGGGAAACAAGAGAUCAUUACAUAGGAUGAAGAGAGUCCAUAAGAAGGCAAUAAGAGCCCAGGGCGAUUUCAAGAAAAGAGCAAUGAUGAAGAAGAGAGUUGCCAAAAUGACAGCCAAAAAUACAGCAGAAGAUUAUAAAGAAGAUGAAGAAAAGAAUUUUAAAGCAAGAAUCAGAUUACUUAAGAUCAUUAACGAAGAAGAUUAUAUUGAGAAAAUGCCUGAAUCAGCUUGGGAAAGAGUGAAACUUCUUCCAUAUGUUAUUAACAUCCCUAGCUCUUACUCAGAUUUCUGUGACGAAGUAAAGAACUUUAUUCCAGAAGAGGUAUGUGUAUACUUAAAGAGAAUGAGAGAUUACAACUCAAUCCUCGCUGAUUACUCACAAGAGCAGAGAGAAAGAGUAGAGAUCGAGUUAAAAGAGCAGUCUAAAGAUGCAAGAGAGUUACAGUUAAAUCUAAACAGGAAUUUGUUCAAAUUCAUGUUCAAGAAGUAUGACGAAAGUGUCAAAAAGUUAGAGUAUAACGAUAUGGAAAAUGGGAUUAACUAUAUCGAAGCUUAUUAUAAGAAUAUCUAUGAAAUGGCAGGAUUACUCCCAGAGACAUUCUUAGAUUAUAUCAAAAAUAAGCUAAAUGCAUAUACCAAAUUAAUAUCUGUUGUUCAAGACAAGAUUGAUAAAGGAGACACAGAAGAAUCAGCUGGAUUCCCAAAAGUUUUCCAAAAAGAUGUAUUUUUCUUCCUUAGAUUGUGAACAAAGGUUAUGGGGACAGAGAAAAACUUGAAGAUCAUGCAUACAAUUUUGCUUGUGAUUGGAAAUCUCUUGGAUAAAAUCAAUCCUGUUCUUAGUAAGAGUUACAGCGAUUGAACCUUCUUGCUCUGUACUUCAAGUUUGCUUUUGGAAGAGAUAGUAAAUAAAGAAAACAUUCAAGGAAAAUACUGCCCAUAUUUAGUCUCCUCAUGAGUAAAAAUUCUAAAGUUUAUCAAAGAGGUCUCUUUGCCUAAGGCAGACCCUGCUAGAAAAAUGAGCAUGUUGGAUCUAUUUCUCCAUUCAGAACUAGAUGCUACCUCAGUGAAGGCCUUUAUAAACUGAACAGCACUUCUAGUAAAGUCUCUAGACAAGUUCUACAGAUGGUCUGAGUACAGAGAUUACAUCCUAGAUCUUCCAGACGUAAUUGCUGUUACAGAGUCUAUUAAGUUUGGAAAAUAUGUCGAUGAGAGUUUGCAUCCAAUUCUGAGUCAUACACCUGUCAUGAAAUCUGUCCUACAGCUGCAGAAGGCACAGGUCGCACCUAUCAAAACCUUUAAAUUUGCAAAAGAUCAUGAAGACCCAGAGGUUCGGGAAGAGAAGAAGCUUAAGAAGGAAUAUAAGAAGGCCAUGAGAGAUGCUAAACGUGAGCUUAAGAAAGACACAGAGAUGAUUCAGAAAGUCCGAAUGCAAGAGGAAUCAAGCAGAAUUAGAAGAGUUGAUCUCGAACGUAAGAGAGUCAGAAGAAUACUUGAGGAGGAAUCUGCUGAAUUCAAAGCAAUGAGAAGCCAAGAGAUGCAAGGCACUAAAACAACAUUCAAAAGGGAGAAGAAGACAAGAAUGGCUGGUAACAAAAUGGAAGAUAAAUAA
Molecule: messenger RNA, 1648 nt
Organism: Moneuplotes crassus
Lineage: Eukaryota; Ciliophora; Spirotrichea; Euplotida; Euplotidae
Source: the annotation of a GenBank genome assembly